AUGAUUAAAAGACGAUUUCAUAAUAUAUCAAGAGUCUGUAAAUUUCAAACUCCAAAAGAAUAUAUAAAACAACAGAAUAUACAAGCAAAAGAAGAUUUACAAUUAAAACAAGAUUUACUAAAUACAAAUUUUAAAUAUGAUCCAAAAAUAUUAUCAUCGAAUUUACCAAAUAAACAACCAAUUAAUCUAGAAUUAUUAAAUUAUAAACCUUUAAGAUUACCUAAAACUCAUGGAGAUAUAGUCGCAGAUUUAGAAUUGAAAAGUUAUGAUGAAUUAGAUUUAAAAAGAAUUGGUGAUUUUGCAUUAAGAGUUGGUUAUUAUCUUGGUAUUCCAUUAUCACCAUUAACAAAAUUAAAAACUGAAAAAAGAUUAUAUACUGUUAUAAAAUCACCAUUUGCUCAAGCUAAAUCAAAACAAAAUUUUCAUAGAAUUACUUUUAAUUAUAAAAUUAUUGCCUAUGAUUCAAAUCCUGAUAUAAUUGAUUUAUGGUUAAGUUUUAUAAAUAAAUAUAAUUUUAAUAAUGUUAAAUUACAAACUAAAAUAGCAUCAUAUGAAAGUUUAGAUUAUUUAAAAGAAAUACAACAAUCAAAUCCAGAAUAUCCACAAGCUUAUCAAGGUUUAGAAGAUCCAGUGGCAUUAAAAGUUAAAGAAUUGUUAAAUCUGGAAGAAUUCAAAAAACACAUGUAA
Messenger RNA from Insectozyma verbasci, 687 nucleotides. Lineage: Eukaryota; Fungi; Ascomycota; Pichiomycetes; Serinales; Debaryomycetaceae. The record is from the annotation of a GenBank genome assembly.